Cladocopium goreaui is the source of this 1400-nucleotide messenger RNA. Lineage: Eukaryota; Dinophyceae; Suessiales; Symbiodiniaceae. The record is from the annotation of a GenBank genome assembly.
GAAUGAACAAAGGCCAUGUGCUACGUGCGGUUUCUUACUUUCUCCCUCAGUGUUGCAGCUGCUCUGCUGACUGUGGCGCGGUUUUUGGUGCCUCGGCCAACGACCGGGCUUCAGGAAAAGAGGGAGACCACAGAGAGAGACGAACAGAGUGAGGACCAAUUCGACCAGUUCACCACAGAGACAACAGGAGUCACAGGAGUUGUCACCAGGGAGUCAGCUGGGGCUGGGUCAGCUGGAUCAGCUGGGGCUGGCCAAAUCGGCUCAAGUCUGUCGCAAAAAUGUGACGAUUUGCUGGGCAACUGGAACACGAGUCAGGAUUUCCCGGUGAUGCUCCUAUCAGCUGAUACGAAGGGACGCUUUGGAAACGAACUCUUUGUCACUACUACUGCCCUGAUUCGUGCACAACUGACCAACCGUCCUGUGAUGCUGAACCCCCAGCUGCUAAAGGCAAAAAAGAAGCGCCAGAUACUGAAACUGCCUUGCAUACACAGGGCCCUUCGUCUGCCCAUGCCCCACAUGUGUCCUGGUUGCACAGGAAAUCUCACAGAGAUUUGGGACGAUAGGAGCGAUGCUUGCAAUUUUGGCCGUGGCUGUUUCGAGCUCCUCCAGUCCCAGAAGCGCUUUGUUGACAUUGACCCUGGAUACCACCAGAACCUGACCGAGUGGGAGAAGCCACCCUUGUCGUGGCGACCGCUGCUAGCUACGGCCUUCCAAGUAGACAUGCCGUUGACUGGAAUCGCGCUGCCUGGCGACAAGGAUUUAGUGGUGUACUACCGGAGCUACAAUGGGGCAGCAAUAUUUGACGUUCGGGCUUGGGGUGCGACCUUCCUGCACAGUCCCCCCUUUUCUUUCUUUGAUUUUGCUUGGCAGCAACAUCAGAAAAGUAAUGCCGGUGGGAAACUGUGGGUGGUCUCCGACCCUGUGAUGUAUGAGCACCCCACCUUGCUGCGCUUGUGCAAUGAGUUGGGGGCGGAAAUAGUGAGAAGCACAUCAGAGGCGGGGAAAGACGCCUGGUUGGCAGAUUGGGUUUGGUUGAGAGAGGCCAAGCAUCUGGCCAUGUCUGCAAGCACUUUCUCGUGGUGGGCUGCAUACCUUAGCGAUGCUAAGCGCAUCUACUACCCCUUUUUCCCGGGAAUGGCAGCUCUGCCCUGGUGUGACCUUAUGGUUGUGGGAGAUCCCAGAUAUUUGUACUAUGACAUCUUUACCAAUGCCAGUUUCAACGAUGGAGCAGUGGCAAAGGACCACUGCCUAGAGUACGUUCGUUGCAGAGGAGUUCAGUGUGCCAUGAAGAAACAUCGCCGGGCAAUCGCAAACUUAUACCCAGAGCUGUUGGCCCUAAAGAAUUCCAAGGAUGAAACCGCCCUCAGAGCAGUGCCACCUUGAGUAGCGCACCGGAAAAA